AAGAGGGAAAAGGUAGCGCUGGGGCACACAACAAAGCCCCCGACUGGCUAACGCAUAUAGAGUGCACAGAUCCGGAGAGGCAGUCCACUUCCAGGGAUGACAACACGGCAGAGGAUCUACUUUCACUCCACUCUGUCUUUAAACUGAAAGUUUUGCGCGUCGCUGUGGAAAAAGGGGACAUCUGCUUUCAAGUUUUCGCCAAAUCAAAGCGUUCGCCUGCAAAAUGCAGAGACCAGGCGGCCAGGGGACGGCGUUUUCUAUCGACUCCCUCAUAGGAACCCCUCAGCCCAGACCGGGACACCUGCUCUACACGGGCUACCCCAUGUUCAUGCCGUACAGACCUUUGGUUAUCCCACAAGCUUUAUCCCACUCCCCUUUAUCGUCUGGUAUACCUCCACUGGCGCCGUUGGCCUCUUUCGCGGGACGCCUCACCAACACGUUCUGUGCCAGUUUGGGACAGGGGGUGCCGUCCAUGGUCGCGCUCACCACGACCAUGCCAAGUUUCUCGGAUCCGCCGGACAGUUUCUACCCGCCACAAGAGCUGCCUGGUCCCCGUUUAAGCGCCGCUGACCCGGGAGCGAGACGGCAGGAGAGUCCGCACUCCGAGGAGCUGCACAGCCGGGACAAGGGCUCUGAACUACUGAACUUCUCGGAAACUUUUCAAACAAUAUCAGGUGAAACCAAACUCUACAGUUCAGACGACGAGAAGCUGGACCUAAAAUCCGCAGACACGGUGUGCAGCGACCGGGAGGACAGCUCGGCAGACAGCGAGAACGAAAGUUUCUCGGACGGAAACAACUGUGGUCCUCUGUCCCAGAAGAGCAAACUAAAAACCGGCUCGCAGGAGGCGCUACCGACCGGCAGCUCAGCAGGGAAGAGCCGGAGGAGACGAACAGCUUUUACCAGCGAGCAGCUGCUCGAACUUGAAAAGGAGUUUCACUGUAAAAAAUACCUUUCUCUGACUGAACGCUCCCAGAUUGCACAUGCACUUAAACUGAGCGAGGUGCAGGUGAAGAUCUGGUUUCAGAACCGCAGGGCCAAAUGGAAACGGAUCAAGGCCGGCAACGUCAACAACCGGUCAGGAGAACCGGUGAGAAACCCCAAAAUUGUGGUGCCCAUCCCAGUGCACGUCAACAGGUUCGCAGUGAGGAGUCAGCAUCAACAAAUAGAGCAGGGGACCAGGCCAUGAACUCAGAAGAACAUCACAAAAAAUACGAAUAAUAGAAACACUUACAUUGACUCUAUGUUCCACUGAUUUGUUGAACGCAUGAAGCACAAAAAGGAGGAUUCAAAUGAUUUUGUCUGAGAGGUGAGACUGAGCAGAGGAGGAUUCGCUCACAGACAGACCGAUUAUUUUGCUGUCAUUUUUAUUUAUUGUUCUGUGAAUAUGUAAAUAUAAAUGGGUUAAAAAAAAGAAAAGAAAAAAAAAACAAAACAACUGGUACAAAUGGGCACUAUGAGAUGCGACUGUAAAGAUUUCUUUUUUUUUUUUAAGUAUUUAUAUGUAGGGCCAAAAUGUUCUGUUGGUUAUGUGCAUGUCCUCAUUUGGUGAAGCUAUUCUGGAUUUUUCGUUUUUGUGUUUCGUACAAUUUGUUAAACCACAUUUGCAUGUAACUUAAGACGUUUUACAUUUCGUUUGGCAAGUGUAGGAACCACCUUUGACAGCUAUUUGUGGAAAAGAAAAAUAAAAAAAGAUGUGAAGGAAAUAACGACCAAACAAGGGACACCUGUAAAGUAUAUUGACCUAAUAAAUCGCUUUAUACGAAAGUUGGAA
This is a messenger RNA of Stegastes partitus (bicolor damselfish), 1774 nucleotides long. It is a transcript of the gene gbx1, whose product is annotated as gastrulation brain homeobox 1. Bases 224 to 1189 code for a protein of 321 amino acids. The record is from RefSeq and is a predicted model, not a curated record. Gene Ontology annotation, biological process: regulation of transcription by RNA polymerase II; regulation of nervous system development. NCBI's taxonomy places the organism in Eukaryota, Metazoa, Chordata, Actinopteri, Pomacentridae. Gene Ontology annotation, molecular function: DNA-binding transcription factor activity, RNA polymerase II-specific; RNA polymerase II transcription regulatory region sequence-specific DNA binding. The transcript has 2 exons. Gene Ontology annotation, cellular component: nucleus.